Messenger RNA from Plasmodium reichenowi, 570 nucleotides. Its product is annotated as bacterial histone-like protein. Gene Ontology annotation, molecular function: structural constituent of chromatin; DNA binding. The record is from RefSeq and is a predicted model, not a curated record. Lineage: Eukaryota; Apicomplexa; Aconoidasida; Haemosporida; Plasmodiidae. The transcript is spliced from 2 exons. Bases 1 to 570 code for a protein of 189 amino acids.
AUGUAUGUAAUAUUAUAUUGUGUCCUUUUUUUAUUUCAAGUUGUUUAUUCACGUCGAGCUUUUAUCAAUGUUCAUAAGAAUAAUAUAAUCAAUAAUAAACUGAGCGUUAACAAUCCUUACAAUAAAAAUGCGUUAUAUCAAAGUUCUUCUAAAAUACCCAUGUCACAGGCGAUUACAAAGAAGCAAAUAAUAGAAGAAGUUUCAAUGGAAACUAAAGAAAACAAAAAGACUGUUGAGAAGAUAAUGAAUGGAAUAUUUGAUAAUAUAUAUAAACAUUUAGAGAAUAAUGAAAAGAUAUAUAUACACAAAUUUGGAAUGUUUUAUAACAUUUUUAGAAAGAAAAGAUGUAUAAAAAAUUUGAGAACUAAAGAAGAUAUUGAAAUAGAAAGUAGUCACAUGCCCCAUUUUAAAUUUUCAAAAGUUUUUAAGGAGUUAAUAAAACAAAAUGUAAAGGUUAAAAAAGGAAAAGGAGUUAGUACCAAUGAUCAUGAUUUGGAUGAGGAUGAUAUAAAUAUGGAUAAUAUUAAUGAAAGCUUUAAGGAAAAUGUAAAUGAAAAGUUAAUUUAUUAA